AUGAUGUUCUCUUCCAUACUAUCCAAGCAAGUGUUUGCUCGCGCUAGCACAGCGACUCGAAGCUUCUCUACUACCGAGAAAAUCUGGAAGGUUUACCUCAGCGGUGAAAUUCACUCCGACUGGAGAGAAGUCAUCGCAAAGGGAGUCAGCGAAAAGGGGCUUCCAGUGUCUAUCACCUCGCCCAAUACAAGUCAUGAAGAUAGUGAUGAUUGUGGUGCUAUCAUUUUGGGAAUGGAAGAAGAGCGACCAAACUGGGAUAAAAUUGGGGCUAACAUGAAUGCCAUUCGUACCAAAACCCUAUUGAGCGAAGCAGAUGUGGUGGUGGUUCGAUUUGGCGAAAAGUAUCGACAGUGGAAUGCGGCCUUUGAUGCUGGAUAUGCAAGUGCUCUUGGAAAGCCCAUCAUCACGCUGCAUCCACCAGCGAUUAGUCACAUGCUAAAAGAAGUCAAUGCUGGAGCCAACGCAGUAUGUGAAGAACCAGAACAAGUUGUAGAUACACUUGCAUACGUCAUUCGAGGAGAUCUUCCAACACCAAGGGAUGGCGACGAUUGGGUUCCAAUUGCGGAUAGACUUGGAAAGGGAAACCCAAAUCCGUAG
Molecule: messenger RNA, 597 nt
Organism: Cylindrotheca closterium
Lineage: Eukaryota; Bacillariophyta; Bacillariophyceae; Bacillariales; Bacillariaceae
Source: the annotation of a GenBank genome assembly